UAAGGUUCGCUUAGAAUAUUAGACUUUUCGCAUGUUUUCAAUGGGCGACUCUAUAUCGUCACUCUGUUUAGUAUAUGACCUCGAUGCCUAAAUGUAAACAGAAAUUUCCUGAGGCCAAGUGCGACAAUACCGUCAUGGAUAAAGCACGAAAACGUAUCCAUGAAGUGUCUUAAGUAUGAGAAAAUCUCCAUGUUUUUGUUUUCCAAUGUCUCGGAAAAAGAGCUCAGAAAACAAUUCAGGAUCCCUCUCAGAAAAAAAAGUUCAGAGACAAUCAUUACAUGCCAAUGGAGUAAGCACGAAACAGAAGGUACUCUCAAGAUGUCGAAACUCAUUGCAUAUACGAGAACACAAGAAGGGACCAGUUACAAUUCAAAGUUGUUGGGAUGAAUUCUAUGCUACAGUUCGUCCUCUUAUCGAAGCGCUGAAACAAAAUAAGAAAUUCAGUAUCGAAUCCACUAUAGAAACAAGUAAUGACGUACUGAACCAAUGCAUACGCCUUUGUUCAUCAAAGGCUGAUGUGGAUCAACUCCUUCAAUUAAUGCUGCAUGAUAUCCGAGUAGACGUGAUAGCAGUUCAGAGUUAUUUGCAUGAUGAAACCAAUAAUUUUUCAUUAUCUAGUUUGCUACAGCGUUGGACGUUGUUUUACACACACGUAUUACCAUAUUUGGAAAGUCUUUUUGUGCCGGUUUCGGAACUCAUGCAGUUGGAUAAUACUGCUGGUUCUUCAAUGGCCCGCCUGUCGGUUGACCAAACAAUCUCAUUAAAAAAUGUGCAUAUGAUGCUCCUUGUCUGUUUUCGAAACUACAUUUUUGUUCCCCAACUGUUACAAUUCGAUGCUUCUGUGUUUAUUUCCGCGACUUCUUCUGAAGCACUAGAGGUUUAUCAAAUGCUAAACAUACUACGCCUUCUGCACACGAACGAUAAAUACCAGAAAGUCAUUGAACGGAUGCUGCUUUCAGUUUCGGUUAGAAGAUUCUAAAAAAAAAAGAACAGAAGUGGUGAUCAUUUCUCGGAUAUUGUCCAGUUUAGCUUGUAAAAUUUUUCGUUUCUGUUCGUUUCUGUCUCGUUUUAAUACUACAUCCUUUUUAACCUUUUAGCAGAAGCCGAAAACUCUGGUGAAACAAGUUCAGUCUGUCAACAUUCUAAUCUAAAAUGCUAUACUCAUUUUAGAAGAGCAUAAACAAACAAAUUUAGUAAGUGAAGCGCGUUUGUAAUUAAUUUUCCCUUCAUUUGAAUAUAACAGCCAUAAAGCUGUCUCUUUCAACAGAUAUGCAUUGUGUAGUAUCAUGAGUUUGAUGAAUAAUAUGCGUAGAUAAAGUAGGG
This is a messenger RNA of Schizosaccharomyces japonicus yFS275, 1323 nucleotides long. RefSeq names its product HbrB family protein. Bases 176 to 979 code for a protein of 267 amino acids. The transcript has a single exon. The record is from RefSeq and is a predicted model, not a curated record. NCBI's taxonomy places the organism in Eukaryota, Fungi, Ascomycota, Schizosaccharomycetes, Schizosaccharomycetales, Schizosaccharomycetaceae.